ACCCCCCGACUCCCACCGACCCCGGCCUGGCCGUAAGCGCCGAGGCUGCCGGCCCUGCCCUCGAGGCGUUUCCGCCUCCCCGGGCCGGUACAUAAAGCCCGGCCCCGCUGCGCUGCGGCCGCGGUGAUGGCAGCGGGACGAGCCCCGCUCGGGCUGCGGCGGUGGCUGUCCUCGCCCGCCCCGGCGCCGCGGGUCUGCGUGGUGGGCAGCGGCCCCGCCGGCUUCUACACGGCUCAGCACAUCCUUAAGCACCACGGUGGGGCCCAGGUGGACAUCUACGAGAAGCUGCCUGUUCCCUUCGGGCUUGUCCGUUUUGGGGUGGCCCCAGACCACCCCGAAGUGAAGAAUGUGAUCAACACCUUCACGCAGACGGCGCACUCGGGGCGCUGUGCCUACUACGGGAAUGUCACCGUGGGCAGGGACGUCACGGUGCCGGAGCUGCGGCAGGCGUACCACGCCGUGGUGCUGAGUUAUGGUGCUGAAGACAACCGGGUCCUGGGGAUCCCAGGGGAGAACCUCUCCGGUGUGUAUUCAGCCCGAGCAUUCGUGGGCUGGUACAACGGGCUGCCUGAGAACCGGGACCUGAAGCCUGACCUGAGCUGUGAGACGGCACUGAUUCUGGGCCAUGGCAACGUGGCACUGGACAUUGCCCGGAUCCUCCUGUCCCCACUGCAACUCCUCAGGAAGACAGACAUCACUGACAGCUCCCUGGCAGCUCUUGCCUGCAGCAAGGUGAAGCGUGUCUGGCUGGUUGGGAGGAGGGGACCUCUCCAAGUUGCUUUCACUAUCAAGGAGCUGCGGGAGAUGAUAAACCUUCCUGGUGCCAGAGCUGUCCUGGACCCUGCUGACUUCACAGGCCUCGAAAAUGCUGUUAAAGAUGCUCCCAGGCCCAGGAAGCGACUGACUGAGCUGAUGAUCAAAACAGCCCUGGAGAAGCCCAGGGAGAAGCCAGUGGAGGCACAGGCAGCACAGGCAGCAGCCUCCCGGGAGUGGGGGCUGAAGUUCCAGCGCAGCCCCCAGGAAGUGCUGCCCACCCCUGAUGGGAAGAGGGCGAGGGGCGUCCGCAUGGCCCUGACCCGCCUGGAGGGCUCAGGUGACUCUGCCAGAGCCAUCCCCACUGGAGAGGUGGAGGAGCUGGAGUGUGGGCUGGUGCUCAGCAGCAUCGGGUACCGGAGCCUGCCGCUGGACCCGGCCGUGCCCUUCGACACCCAGCGUGGCAUCAUCCCCAACAGCUCGGGCAGAGUGGAGGGUGUCCCAGGUCUGUACUGCAGCGGGUGGGUGAAGAGAGGACCCACGGGUGUGAUCAUCACCACCAUGAACGACAGCUUUGACACUGCCCAGUCUGUGCUGGAGGAUCUCCAAGGGGGUGUGCUGGACAUGUCCCCCUCCAGAGAAGGCUUUAGGGCCGUGGAGAGCAUCCUGUGCAGCCGAGGGGUCCGUCCUGUUUCCUUCUCGGACUGGGAGAAGAUUGAUGCUGCUGAAGUGGCAAGAGGCAAAGCUGCUGGCAAACCCCGGGAGAAGAUCGUGGAUCCUGCGGAGAUGCUGCGGCUGAUCGGUCACUAGGGCAGCAGUGGUGGGAAUGUGGCACUGCUCCAGUGGAGCCGUCCCGGGGCAACACCAGCAGGUUGUGAGCAGAGCCUGGGAGCACAGGGCUUGUGCCCAGGGCUGGUGGCCGCUCUGGAGAGGUGUGUGACACUGAGGCCUCUCUGGUACGAUGAACUCUGGGUUCCCAAAGUGAAUGUCCUCAAGACAUGAGGCUGCUGGCUGGCCCUGCGUCCCUGCAGCGGGGCUGCCAUUCCCGGGGGUGAUUCUUGUUGCAUUAAUGAAUCAUGCAGUGCAGGUGAGGGGAGGUGUGUGUGCACCUAGAGGAGUCCUGCCAGCCUCUUUCCCCACAGCAAGUCACAUGGAGAUGUUUCCCUGUGUCAUGCUGCCUCCCCUUUAAGCCACAAGCCAAAUGGCUUCAUUGCCUUGUAAUUCGUGCCAGAGCAGGCAUCUUUUAAUGAUAAUUGUUUUUUAAAUAAACCCUUCCAUCGAAGCCAAAUUGGA
Messenger RNA from Pseudopipra pipra, 2046 nucleotides. RefSeq names its product ferredoxin reductase (gene FDXR). Gene Ontology annotation, cellular component: mitochondrion. The transcript is spliced from 12 exons. NCBI's taxonomy places the organism in Eukaryota, Metazoa, Chordata, Aves, Passeriformes, Pipridae. The coding region runs from base 127 to 1563 and encodes 478 amino acids. Gene Ontology annotation, biological process: ubiquinone biosynthetic process. The record is from RefSeq and is a predicted model, not a curated record.